Molecule: messenger RNA, 2418 nt
Organism: Brassica napus (rape)
Lineage: Eukaryota; Viridiplantae; Streptophyta; Magnoliopsida; Brassicales; Brassicaceae
Exons: 6
Coding region: 697-1383 (228 amino acids)
Molecular function (GO): zinc ion binding; nucleic acid binding
Source: RefSeq, a predicted model, not a curated record
UCCCUUUCCGCCAAGAACCAACCCUAAUUUAUCAAAAUCGAUCUUCGAUCCCCUUUUCUCUCCCUCUUCUCUGUUUACUACGUUUCACGAAUCGAUGGAGGCUUGCUGCAGAAAACCUCGCCGUCACCGACUCAACCUCCGUCUGAGAACCAGAGAACCGCAGCGGAGGAACAAAGGAGAACGAGAAGAUCGCGAGAUUCAUAGAACUUUCUCAUGGAUCGUCGUCUAUGGCGGACGCAACAAAGUACCUCAGCGACAACAAGGAAUCUGCACGGGUAUGAUACACCUGAGAAGAAGUCGAAGACGGUGCCAUUAUCACACGACGGUAGUCAUACGGAGCCGUGGUAUCUGCACGGGUUCUCAGGGAAUGAAGGAUCGGCCGAUACGAUGCAUGACGUCUUGAGUAAAGUGCCGCCGUUUCGUAAUACCUCGACGAAUGUCAGAAUCGGGAGCCCUCCUUCUGCUAGGUCAUCAUUUCUUCAUUUACGGUUUAGCAUAUCUUUCUGCUCUUGAUUUAUGGUUUAACGUGUCUUUGUGUGUUCUUGAUUUAGGGUGCUUUUGUCUUCUGAUAGUGUUUUGUUCUGUCUUUUAUAUGAUCAAAAUUUUUUUUUGUGGUAUGGCUGUUGACCAAGAUUCAAGCACAGAGUCACCUUCACGAGAAACGCGGUUGCCACUGAUUGAUUCGCGCUUCGAAAGAUGGAAAGCACAAUGUCAGAAUACCCAGAUAUUUAUGACGACUUUAGUGAAAUCUACAAGGAGUACACAUGUCCUCAAGUUACUGUAACCACCAAUGUCCAAGAAAAACCUAAACUUCCUGAAGAUAAAUGUGAUGAAGAAGAAGAGCAGCAGGAGCUCCCUGACCCCAACUCCGUACCAACUGAUUUCAUCAGCCGAGAGGCUAAGGUUUGGGAGGCUAAGUCCAAAGCCACUGAGAGGAACUGGAAGAAGAGGAAAGAAGAGGAAAUGAUCUGUAAGAUAUGUAGAGAGUCUGGUCAUUUCACACAGGGAUGUCCAUCGACUCUUGGUGCCAACAGAAAGUCUCAUGAGUUCCUUGAGAGGGUACCAGCUAGGGACAAGAACGUUAGAGAUUUGUUUACUGAGAAAGUUGUGGAAAGGAUUGAGAGCGAGACCGGCUGCAAGAUCAAAAUGGAUGACAAGUUCAUUAUCGUCAGUGGGAAGGACAGAUUAAUCUUGAGGAAAUGUUUGGAUGCUGUUCACAAGGUUAGAGAGGAAGGCGAGGCUAAAACUUCUUCUACCUCUCACAGGAGCAGAUCCAGGUCGCCUAGAAGAACCUCUCUUUGUCCACCACCUCCACCGCGUGCUGCUCGAAACCCUGAACCGCAGAGACAGCAGCACCUGCCAUCACAUGGUUCAUCAAGCUAAACAUAAACUUAGCAAACAACCUAUUGAAAGUUCAAGUCCUACACAAACUAGGGAGCUGCUGAAUUCGCUGAAACAAGAUGAAUUCAUUGAUAUAUUCGUCGAUGCGGCUGAUGGAGUAGUUACUCGAGAUGUUGCAACCAUUUACCUUACAGCCAGCAAUUGGAAUAUAGACCAAGCCUUCUCCUGUCUCGUGGAAGAGGAUAAAACAACGCCAGUUCAGGAGGAUUCAUAAGAAUUUGAAACCGGGAGCUCUUCUAGAGAUCCGCCUCUUCCAUCGAUGGGAUCAUUACCUUCACAAUCACAGUUUGAUGAUUCAUAUGUUUCAAGUGGCCCCACGGAGACACAAAAGUCACUUGAAGAGGGUGGUGAAGGAGACUUUACAGUGGCUAUUCCUGGCAUGGCGUCAUCUCAAGUGGAUGAUAAGGCUGUAUAGGAAGGUUCAAGUGCGGAAACAGUCCUUGAUCCUUUUGCUAACCGAGACAGGAGGACAACUGUGGAGACACAAACUGCGCCAAGUACUAUUAUGAUAUCUAUCAGAUUGGCAGAUGGGAUUGGGACCUUUUAGAUCAAACCAAACCAUAAGAGACAUCCGCAAUGCCAUUGACCAGCGAUAUCCAGAUAACGACGGGCUACGUUUUGCAAUCGGGGGAUGGAGUAGACUACAUGGAUUGGAAUGUAACUGUAUACUGAGUUUCUACUUAUGGUACAGUUCUCUUCCAGACCAAACCUUAGCCUUUGUUUUGGUGCAGUGUCCACUGACUGAUGAAACAGAGAAAGAGAGAGAUGGAAAGAGGAUUCAUAUAGACGUUGAAAAGGAUUCUUGCUUUGUAUAGGAUUAAAAAAUAGAACAGAGAAGCUUUGAUUCUGUAUAGUAUGAAACAAAAUGAAAACAUAUAGAUGUUGAAAAUGAUUCUUGCUUUGUAUAGGAUUAAAAAAUAGAACAGAGAAGCUUUGAUUCUGUAUAGUAUGUCAAGAUAAGAGGGCCAAAUUACAUUUCCCAUUUUUAGUGCCUAAAUGUGAGUUACUCAUUUUUUA